CGGCUGAUUCUGUGCGUGGCACAGACCUGUCCGCCCCCUUUCCAGUGCGAGGCAGCGCUUGAGCGAGGCUGCGUGUUUUCUGCUGUGUGGCAGCGGCGGCACCGUCGGUGUUUGCGGCACCGGGAGCUCCUCGACCAGAGGCGCACUUGGAUCAGCAGAUCCCCGCAGACGGAUGGUAGGAUCGAGAUGAACAGAAAGCAUGAUGAAGUAGUCACCAGUCAGCUGUCAAAGGUGAAGCUUGCUGAGUGACAUGGAAGCACCGCCGGGGAGCAGCUUCUGGGAGCCCACCUCGGUCACACGGGAGUGACCACCUAACCGGUUGGGAUGGCAGCAUCCAGUAACUCAAGCCUCUCAGGUUCAUCCGUGUCCUCCGACCCUGAUGAUUAUCAGCCGCCUAUAUGGAAGUCCUACUUGUACCAACUACAGCAGGAAGCCCCGCGACCAAAGAGGAUCACAUGUCAUCAGGAGAUGGAGACCAGACCCAAGUACUAUGGCAGAGAAUUUCAUGGUAUGAUUUCUCGAGAUUAUGCGGACAAGCUGCUGGCAGCAGUAGAGGGUGCUUAUCUCAUCAGGGAAAGCCAAAGACAGCCAGGGACACACACCUUAGCCUUGAGGUACCAAAACCUUUCCAGAAGCAUUCAAGGGUUUGGUCAUCAGACCCUGAACUACAGAUUGUUUUAUGAUGGGAAACACUUUGUUGGGGAGAAGAGGUUUGAGUCUGUCCACGACCUGGUGACGGAUGCUCUCAUCACUCUUUACAUCGAGACCAAGGCAGCGGAGUACAUUGCCAAGAUGACCACCAACCCCAUUUAUGAGCACCUCGGUUAUACGUCGCUGCUCAAAGACAAGAUGGUGCACAGACUGAGCCGUGGACGUGCCGAACCACGCAGGGUCACCUUCCAGAGAGAGGAGAGGAUUUCCUCACCUCUGGUGCGACACAGCGCUCUGAAAGACACACCUGAGAAGCAAACCUCCUAUGAAAAAAUCCAUAACUUCAAGGUACAUACCUUCAGAGGCCCGCACUGGUGCGAGUAUUGUGCAAACUUCAUGUGGGGCCUCAUCGCCCAGGGUGUCCGCUGCUCAGACUGUGGGCUGAAUGUACACAAACAGUGCUCCAAACUGGUUCCCAGCGACUGCCAGCCGGACCUGCGCAGGAUAAAGAAAGUGUUUAGCUGUGACCUCACCACGCUGGUCAAAGCUCAUAACACCACACGGCCCAUGGUGGUGGACAUGUGCAUUCGGGAGAUAGAAAUGAGAGGAAUGAAAUCGGAAGGUCUCUACAGAGUGUCUGGCUUCUCAGAGCACGUCGAGGAUGUGAGGCUUGCUUUUGACCGAGAUGGCGACAAGGCCGAUAUUAGUGCCGGUGUCUAUGCAGACAUCAACAUAAUUGCUGGUGCUUUGAAGCUCUACUUGAGAGACCUGCCUAUUCCAGUUAUUACAUUUGACUUGUACUCCAGAUUUAUUCAAGCUGCAAAACUUUUAAAUGCUGAGUCCAGACUGGAAGCUGUCCACGAGGGGUUGCUGCAGCUUCCUCCAGCGCACUAUGAAACCUUACGUUACCUGAUGGCUCACCUGAGGAGGGUUACAAUGUUUGAAAAGGACAACCUAAUGAACGCGGAGAACCUGGGGAUUGUGUUUGGUCCGACUCUCAUGCAGCCACCGGAGCAGAACGCCUUGAUAACCCUGAACGACAUGAGGCAGCAGAAACUGGUGGUGCAGCUGAUGAUAGAGAACGAAGAUGUCUUAUUCUAAAGAACGAGGCAUGCAUGCCUUAUAAGAGAAGUGACGGACAAUUAUUUAUUCUGUCAAAGAGGAAAUUCAAGCCACCUUGAUUCCAAUGAAGACUUGGAAAAGUUUGCAAUCAAACUGACCUUGAAAGACUUUCCGUUUCAAACGACAGUUUUAGUUUACGUCAAUUUAGUGUUGACAUUAUCUCAUUAUUGCAAGUUUUGGGGAUGAAUACUUGGCCACAAUCAUGGUUUUUAUUGUAGGAAAUGGUCUUGUAUUUGAGCUACUUGCAGUGCUGAUCCCUCCUGUCUGUAGUUUGAAGACUGUUACUACCUGGUGUAGACUCAGUCGUGAUGAUACUGCUGUAUGAAAUCUGUCGUGGACAGAUCCCAAUCUGUGGCGUCCUGGUGCUGUGUAACCAAGCGCCGCAGUCCUUCAUUCAUCCACAUGACGUACAUACUUCGAGAAUGUUGGAUAACAUGUAAAGAUACGAUGUGGAUCCUUUCUUUGUAGAUAAAAUCAGAUCAUGUAGUGAUCAAUGCUUACUGUCUGUACUAAAGAUAAGAAAUGAGACAAUUGGGCACUCAUGAAGCACUUUUUUGCAGCAAGUGUAAAAUGUAUUUUGUAAAGAUGUUUAUAUUUGUUUUUCUUUACUUUUUUGUGACAAUAAUGUAUGCUGUUGAGAAUGAUGUUCGUCAAAUUAACUGUAGAAUGGUUUGUGAGAGAAAAGGACAGCAGCAGUUUGUGGAUCUUUCAUUUGUGGUCUUUCCAGCAUUCUGUGAAAAACACACCAGUCGAUUCAUCUCUGAUCAGUUAUUCAUGUUUGAUUUGAAGGCUGCACAUGUGGAAAACUCUUUUGUACGCCUGCUGGUUUCCAGUGUUGCAGGAUUUCAGUGUAAAAGUUGUAACCUGGGAUAUGUUCAAGCAAAAAAUAAGAUAAUUGUCUAUUUUUCCUCAUCUCUCUAUUGUUUUUUUUUUUAAUGCCAGUAACAUCUACAGGUGCAGCAGGAGUCGUCAUUGACUUUGCAAACACCAUUGUCCAAUGCACCAAAAACUGUGCCAUGUAUGUUCUUUUCUCACUUGGUGUAAUGUGAUUAUUGAAUUCUUUCUAUGGAUCCAUUUUAUCAAAAUGUAUUUUUGUGACAGUUGCAGUUAAAAUUGUAAUUUAUGAAAUGAUUUAUUAAAAGA
This is a messenger RNA of Cololabis saira (Pacific saury), 2916 nucleotides long. RefSeq names its product chimerin 2 (gene chn2). The transcript has 13 exons. NCBI's taxonomy places the organism in Eukaryota, Metazoa, Chordata, Actinopteri, Beloniformes, Belonidae. The record is from RefSeq and is a predicted model, not a curated record. Gene Ontology annotation, molecular function: GTPase activator activity. Bases 325 to 1752 code for a protein of 475 amino acids. Gene Ontology annotation, biological process: positive regulation of GTPase activity; regulation of small GTPase mediated signal transduction; signal transduction.